Colletotrichum lupini is the source of this 276-nucleotide messenger RNA. RefSeq lists its product as uncharacterized. The record is from RefSeq and is a predicted model, not a curated record. Bases 1 to 276 code for a protein of 91 amino acids. Lineage: Eukaryota; Fungi; Ascomycota; Sordariomycetes; Glomerellales; Glomerellaceae. The transcript has a single exon.
AUGGGCCAAGGGGGUGAUCCAAAGAGGGCCAGAGCUCGAUGGUGCACAAACGGCUCGCGGGAAACAAACGUGGUUGGCGAGGAACGGCACGGCAGUUGGGGGCGGCGGCGGGCUCCAAUAUCACUAGCGAAGCGAGCCCCGGGCGGGAAAAGCAGAUGUGGCUUGCGGAAGAUCGAAAGAAAAGAAGCCACUUGGGCUAGCGAUGGAUGCCAUCGUCCCAAGUCUGUGCAAGCCCGUGCUUCAUUAAAGGGUUUGGUGGUUCGUUUCUUCAAAUAG